Messenger RNA from Acromyrmex echinatior (Panamanian leafcutter ant), 1849 nucleotides. RefSeq lists its product as hypothetical. Lineage: Eukaryota; Metazoa; Arthropoda; Insecta; Hymenoptera; Formicidae. The record is from RefSeq and is a predicted model, not a curated record.
GCGUGCUUAUUCCGUAGCGGACUGCCGCAUUGUACGGACGUGAGUUGAGAAACGGAUUGCCGGAACAGGCGAUACGCCAGCUGUAGCUAAACGGAAAGGGCAUAAAAGACGCACGCAUUAUCGAGCAUAUCGCAAACGCACUUGUGCGAGCGCGACGUGUAUGAAGUUUUCCAGUUCGAUCUGCCGGACGUAGCGAUUAUCGUCAACAUCGUCGACACCGUCAGCGGGAAUCGACAUCGAUCGCGAUUGAUCGCAAAGCGGAAGAAUUCUUCGGAAGCGAAAAUUCUUAGCGAGAACUCGUAGGCAAGGCAUCAUCCGUUGGAGCUGCUGACGCGCCAGUGUAACGAUUGGCCUUUUCUCUAUCUCUCACUCUUGCGUGGUGCGAGCCGUGCAAGGUAUUAAAACUUUCUAGAGUAUCUAGAAAAGCGGUAGAAAGAGAGAAAGAGAAAGAGAUUGCGGAACGUAAAAAGAUAGGGACGAACUGGGCAGGCGAAGUGUGAAACGGAGACCAGAUAAUAAAAGUCUACGAGAUGGCGUUUAUGAUGCCUGUGGUGAAAAACGAAUGGGAUAUUUACAAGACUAAUAGGAGUCGACGAUCGUCCGAGUGCUCGAAUCCGCAGGCUUGUCGCAGCCGAAAGGUCUGGCGAACCGGCAGACACAGCCGUCUUGCGAAGUGCGGCACGUCCGAUCGUCCUCCCGUCUCGGUUCUCAUGGUAUCCGAGUGUUCCAAGUCGGAGGGACCGUCGUUGUCGACCUCCCCUGGUUCCGACUUUCUUACCUCGCCGGCGCACCGGUCUGUGCCGCUGACCUCGCGGCACUUCUCGAGGACGUCUUCAAGGGCGUCGCAGAGCUCUCUCCAGAGCCCGAGCAAGAGCACGAGCACGUCGCCGCCGAAGACCGGCAGCUCGAACUCCCUCAACAAGUUUCAUAAUCGAUUGGUGGAUAAGCUGAAGCGCUCGCUGAAGAAGGCAGAAGAUUGCGCGGAGGAUCAACGUAAUCUAUCGUGAAACAGUCAAGGGGUUUUGGGCCGGCCACCCGCGUCCGGCUCGAAACCGAUCGAGAUCCGACGCACUUCGGCACCCGUUACCGUAUCCGAGUCGAGCAGCAACGUGGCGGCGCGCUCGUGUCCGGAUCCGCCUUCAGCUUGGUAAAGAAGAAAAAGAAAGGAGAAAGAAAGAGAUGAUAAUGCCGGAGGAAACGAGAGCAACGGAGAAUGUGUGUGAAUAUGCGAGAGAGUAUGAUCGAGAGAGAAAGAGAGAGAGAGAGAGAGAGGGGGAGGGAGGGGAAAAAUGUCGCGCGGAUGUCUGAAGGAGGAGAAAGGAGUUCGCACACGUUCAGCUCGAAAGUGAGCACGUUCAAGUUUGUUAGCCCAACACAAGCAAGGAAGAGGAGGAGUUGGUUGAACGAUCCUCGAGCCGUUGUGUUCGACUCGCUGGAUGUCGACAGUCGAUCAUGUCAAACAGCCUCACGGAUCGAGAGACCUCGAUCGAACGAUCGGACGCAGCAUUGGUGAGUGCUCGAGAGGACGAAGAGACGCUUGGGAUGUUCCUUUGGACAGCAACAUUUUUAAGAUGAUCUGCAGUUCCGCGACUACGCCGAUAUAUAAAAGCCAAAGCAAUAUCGAUGAGCCAAUAUAGUGCAAAGCUCUGAUUUUACGUUCUCCAAUUUGAGAAUCUGUUUAAGAUGGCGUGAGAAAGAGCAAAAGAAAAGGAGGAGCUGGGAAGACAGUGAGAUCGCAGCCGAUCGAUCGAUCGAUAUUGAUCGAGGAGAUUUCAAGGAAUCAUCGAAGAUCAUCGAAAGUCAAAGGACAAUCGUGAAGGACGAAGGAAUCGGCGACGGAGGAAGUGAG